UUACGUCAGAAAUUCAGCCUCCUAGACAUCUCAAUGAAUUAACUCAUUCGAUGCCCCUCCUGUUGUCGAAAUUCAAAGCAGUUUUUUCUUCAUCUUUAUCCGUCUUCCUAUCGGACCUAUAUGACAAGCUGGAGUGACAGACAGAAAUCCACAACGAGUAGGGCUUAAAGAAAAAGACAACACUUUAGGUGCAAAGGCUCGAAUAGCAGGACUUUGCUGGACAACACGUUUGUAUCUCAGCACAGGUGACGAGAAUUUCGCUGUAACAAAGUUAACCUGUGUUGACCUAUUUCUGUUUGUUGACUAACCCGUAAUGGCCACUGGAAGGAUAGUGAUCGUGAUAUGUUUGGUUGUGACCUGCAUAUCUUUAGGCAUCGGGGUAAUUAUUGGUUAUUUCGUGCGAGAAGGUGGUCAGGAUCUACCAAGGCGAGACAGACGCGCUUGUGGCACAGGAUCUGGCAGCAAUAUUCCUCAAAUAGAUAGAUUCCUAGAAAGUUGUCAGGUGACGGCGUGUCGGGCAGAAACAUGUGACAUUCCAUUACCCAGAAGUUACGUGGCUUACCACUUGAAGGAGCAGACGAUAGCCGUUGACGGCGACCUCAAUGACCCUGCCUGGGAGGAAGUACCUUGGACGGAAAAGUUCGUGGACUUGCGUGGGACGGACUACCCCAAACCGUUAUAUGACACACGGGUGAAGAUUCGGUGGGACGACACGCACCUGUAUGUGGGUGCCUACUUACAGGACGAACACGUCUGGGCUAACAAAACAAAACAUGACUCUCAUGUUUUCAACGAUAACGCCUUUGAGAUCUUUGUGGAUGUUGACGGAAGCACGCACAACUACAAAGAAAUCGAGAUUAAUGCUUUGGGGACAAUCUGGGAUUUGAUGUUAACAAAGGCUUACAUUGACGGAGGCCGGGCUCUCAGUAACUGGGAGAGUGACGUGGAAAAGGCUAUUCUAGUUGACGGAAAUAUCAACGAUCCAGAUUCCCCAAACAAGUUUUGGACAGUGGAGAUGAAGUUUCCUCUGAGCAGACUACGUUCAGGUACGACACGUGACGUGAACAGUAUUCCCAGAGACAAGGAGACGUGGAGAAUGGUUUUGGCCAGAUCGCAUUGGGCCCAUAAAAUUGUAGACGGACAAUAUGUUAAGGACGAAUCAAAGGAAGCGAAUUGGUGGUCAUGGCAACCACAUGGAGCUGUGAGUUUACAUUUACCAGAUAGAUGGGGGCUGCUACAGUUGAGUAGAGAUACUCCAGAAAAUUUCCAGUUUACACCCAGCGCGCUGUUGCCUGUAAAACAGGCUUUAUUUGAUUCCUUUAAAGCAAUGAAAAGUUACUAUAUCAGCUAUGGCGUGUACACCACAAAUGUGGACAUGUUGGAAUUACCGCCGUACAUAGUGACGGGCGAGUGUGUGGGAAAGCCCACGGUUGUACCUGACAGGGGGGCGCUUUAUCAUCAGUAUACGAUCACUGGACACUGCUAUAACCCAGCCCGGCCAUAUUCGCGAGGACAGGCUCGUCUGGUUCGGUGACAGAGAUGCCAUGAAAGAUGUUCCUUAAAAUAUAAGAUUUAUUAAUUACACUGUAUACAAUGGUGGGAAUUAUUCAUUCAUAAAUUUCUAAUUUUACAAAACUUUCCAGAUAUGUAUUGUAUUAUAUCUCUCAGUAAAAUAUUUCAUUGCUAGUUUGCUCAGUCGGUCCAAGGGUCAGCGUAACAAUUCAACAAUACAUAUGGACAGAUAUACUGUGGAGGACAUAGUCGCCUACACCUGGUUAACAUAUUUGCCUAAUAGAUGAUUCACAUACCUUAUUUGGGGAGAAGGUGUGUGUUUUUGUAGAAUUUACAUUUCUUUCAAACAAAUCACAUCAGUAGCGUUUCCAGCACGGAUAUCUUUGGAAAUGUGUAACUCACGAUAGAUGAUGAGGACAUAUGUUAUUCAAUGCCAUGUAUGUAUAGUCAGUGUUUGACACAUAAAACUAUAUGGAGAAUUCUAUGUAUGUAAUUCCGCCUGCCAGGCCUUGUUGUCCAUUAUCACAUGGUUACUGGUCAAUGCAAACAAUUUCCUUAUAUUUUGUGCAAAAUAAUUUAAACUGUGCGAAUAACCAUGUGGAGAACUCUACGAGAUCACUGAUUUUAUUAACCAUUGGGAGCAGGCAUGACAGCCAGUGGAUAUUAUGAAGGAAACACGACUAAUAAUACUUGUGUCAUCACCUAGCUUAUGUUUAAUCCCAGUUCUCCAGUCUGUCGGUAACGCGCCUUAAGUGCAUUAGCAAUACGAAUCUAGAUCAGUACUUGUUUACUUUAUGUUGUUUCGUUAUAUACAUGUAUACUGGUUCAGUGCAAAAUGUUAGCGCCCAACAGCUAGUUCUCAGAUGAAAGGGCAUGGGUUUGGUAGAUCAUCGGUAUCGCUUUACAUAUAAUCGAAUAGAUCUUAAACUAUAAAUUGGUAAAAACGCCAAGUAGGUAAAAACACAUGGUCUACGCCUAUCCUGACUGUAUCAGACUUGCCAUUCUUGUGUGAUAACGCAUUAAGUAUGGCACAAUCGGAUGGCAGCGCUCAUGUUGCUAAUACCGCCUGCGUGGAGAUAAAGGAGUAUAGCCCAAAUACCAGAUUAGUAUGGGCUAAGUUACAGAGCAGAACAGUUUGCUUU
Molecule: messenger RNA, 2654 nt
Organism: Liolophura sinensis
Lineage: Eukaryota; Metazoa; Mollusca; Polyplacophora; Chitonida; Chitonidae
Exons: 12
Coding region: 314-1534 (406 amino acids)
Biological process (GO): carbohydrate catabolic process
Molecular function (GO): hydrolase activity, hydrolyzing O-glycosyl compounds; carbohydrate binding
Source: RefSeq, a predicted model, not a curated record